Pygocentrus nattereri (red-bellied piranha) is the source of this 2210-nucleotide messenger RNA. RefSeq lists its product as uncharacterized. The record is from RefSeq and is a predicted model, not a curated record. Lineage: Eukaryota; Metazoa; Chordata; Actinopteri; Characiformes; Serrasalmidae. The coding region runs from base 959 to 2008 and encodes 349 amino acids. The transcript is spliced from 7 exons.
UUUGGUCACCCUAGUCUUUCCCUCUUUUUGUCGUUCGAGCUUCUGAUAAUUCUCAUAAUAUGUAAUAUUCCAGCUUUAAAUUCAGAUUGUGGGGAUUUUAUGACUAAACAAAUGUGGCUGAACAAGCGCGGUUGGCGUUAUUAGCCAGUUUAUGGCAUAUUUAACUGAACAGUAUUGUUGACAGUCACAGUCAGUGUGGACUGAAGUAGGUGAAGAAAAAAAUAUAUAUUUCCCAAACUAUGAUUCAUUAAAAUUUUGUUUAUGCUAUUAUAUUAUCAUUAUGUCACUGGCAUUUAUUUCUCUAAAUCACAUUAUCACAUUAAUAAUGGCACUGCCAGCAUUAGUCACCAGAGGGCAGGGAGCUUCUUGCUAGGGGUGUGACAAGACCCUCAUCUCAUGAGACGAGCCAUGAUAUUGGGUUCACGAGACGAGAUGAGAUUUUAACUUUAAUAUAUUCAUUUCAAAAUUGAAAUAUAUGAUGAAAAUAUUUUAUUUGACUGAAACUCACAAAAUGCAAAGCUGCAGGUGAAUUUUGUAAGUAAUCAUUUUGCAACAGAUGUCAAUCAAACUUUACUCUGAUUAUGAAUUAUGUAUAGUUCCGAUUAACCAUAUGCAGUAAAUACAGAACAUUGUGCAUGUACUGCAGCCGGUUUUACCAUAAACCCAACAACUUCUCUCUUCAGACCUUUUCCCUAAUCUGUAUUCUCUUUUUUCCAUUGGAACUUUGGCUUUAUAUUCCAACUUAAAAAUGCAGAGAAUGUGCCAUUUUACUGGAGCUCUUCGUGUUCAAGGCCCGUGGUUUUUGCUGUAUACUAAUGUUUAGUUUUGAACCUGGUACAGGCUUGUCUUGUUGAUCUUCCUAUAGUCAAAGACAAGUUUGGGACUCCCGGUUGCAUCUGAACUGUACAUUUGUGAUGAAAGUGACACGGCAGUGGAGGAAGACAUCCUUCUUGAACUGAUGGAGGCCAAUCCUGACUUAUGCCUGACAGUACGUGACGGUGAGUCUGAUGAAGAUCAAUCCGCAUCAUCUUCCCUCACGGAUACCCUGUCACCUUCAAGUGACAAUGACCUCUUUAGUCGACACUCCAGAGACAGACCUGUUCAUAACUUCAGAGAUGGGAACCCACCUACCACAGUGUUUUCUGAGGCUGAGGCUGCAAAAGAGAUGGUAGAAAAUGCCUUGGUUAUGAAACCUGGAGGUCAAGAUGUCCUUGAAGUGUACAAGUCAGAGAAAUCGCUGAAUCAUCGGACCCGGAGACAGCUUGUCAACAUAUUGGCCAGCCAUAUGACUGAGAUGCGUGGGAGGAUUCCAUCCCGUAAACAGAAGGAGAAGUAUGCCCUGGGGAUCAUUACACUCUUUCCUUCACUGAAGGAUCCUUUUUCUCCAAAGGGCUAUCUGAAUCAAGACUUUGUGCUGCUGUUUGGUGAGGAAACAUCCUCCAGGUUACUUGAGAAGUGGGACAGGACCUUCAAGCCGAAGGUUAUCGAAGAGUCCAAACACCUGACUAAGUCAACGGAGCUGCACCGACUUCUAAACGCUGCUGAGAAACAUGCAGAGGAUGAUGACACCAACUGGGACAGUGACAUGGCUUCUUUGCUGCUUCUUCUCCAUCUCUUGCCACCGACAGCAGGACGAAAGAGAAUCAACAUUAGUGCCAGUGAUGCAGAGGACAAAAUGGUGCACUUUCACAAGUCAUGCUGCAGCAUUGAUGAACAUCUGCGAGGAACAGAGGGUAAACAACCUUACAUCCUUGCUGUUGGCCGGGCUCAGAAGAGAAUCCACACAUUCUACAUCGUUGUGGACAAGCAGCUAAUCCCUUGCCAAGCCACCAGAUCCUUGGGUGCCUUUGAUGAGCUGUUCAAGUCUCACUACGUGUUCAAUCUUUCUUAUGAUGAGUUCCUGGUCCAUUUCUACACAUUUGUGCAGACAACAGUCUACAGCACUGACAUUACAACAACAGAUGAGUCUCCAAGAGUUCGUGAGUUUCGGGCAAAGCUUUUCAACUAGGUUAAAUGUUUAAAUGUUUAGAUGUGAUCAAAGCAGACAGUCUUGUAUAUUAUAAGCCCUUCGAUUUACAAAGAGCCUGUGGUGAAGAUGAAAGCCUAUAUAUUGUACCCAUGUUUUCUUUGUAACUGUGCUCAUGUUUCAGUUGUUCCCAAUCUACAUGGUGCUUGGGAGGUUUUUCUUUUGAAUAAAGAGUUCAAAAUUA